GAUCACAGUAGGUUGGUAAGUGUUUUAGUCAAAGCGUGGAAAAUAUCUGUACAAAGGUGUAGAAAAUGACUAAGCUAGUAAAGAAAUUGAAGCAAAUGGAGAAAAAACGUUCCCAUCGCAAGACCGUUCAAAAAAGAAAGAUCGAGCGGGUUCAGCGACAAGUCGAAAAUGAGAAACGCGAACAAGACACACAGUUCGAAAGGGAAGUCGAUGUUGAAAUCGACAGGGUAAACCAACAGCAUGCCUCUUUUCAUAACAGUCAAAGCGAGGGGGGGAAUGGGUCUAUUGGUGCGCAGAAUCCUAAAGGCUCCUUGGGGGUAAGCGAAUCUCGUUUGGCAACAAAGCAGCUUAUCGGUGGCAUCGUUGUCGAAGCUCCAGCGCGCAAGAAUAAAAAGCAACUCACUAGAAAACAGAUGAAGCGAAAAUCAAAAAUGAUGGAGCACGGUGAAGCUGUCCAAGAUGCAUUAUCCAAGAAAUGGAUUCAUAAGAGGAUGCGCGUUAAGCUUCGGGCGCAGAUUCGAAAUCAAGAUCUCCACAACUAAAUAAAACGUCUGGAAGCUGCUAAGGCUAUUACCCCAUAGCCGUAUUGUAUCUAAGGAAGCACUAAUGAAAUUGCAUAAGUAAGCGCAUCCCAUGUCGUUGUAGCUAACCAUCGAGUAAGCAACAAACAACCACU
Phytomonas sp. EM1 is the source of this 676-nucleotide messenger RNA. The record is from the annotation of a GenBank genome assembly. NCBI's taxonomy places the organism in Eukaryota, Euglenozoa, Kinetoplastea, Trypanosomatida, Trypanosomatidae.